Messenger RNA from Gregarina niphandrodes, 915 nucleotides. RefSeq lists its product as hypothetical. The record is from RefSeq and is a predicted model, not a curated record. NCBI's taxonomy places the organism in Eukaryota, Apicomplexa, Conoidasida, Eugregarinorida, Gregarinidae. The transcript has a single exon. The coding region runs from base 1 to 915 and encodes 304 amino acids.
AUGGUGGAAGCAUACACGGGCAUGACCACACUGACAAAGGAGAACCACGUAAAGUUGACCAAGCAAGUAACAGAUAUGGUAAAUGAACUAGCCAAGAAACUGCAAGAGCCGUCCACCCACUACUCGGCUGCGAGACAAGCUCCACGACCAUUGACUACCAGUCAAACCAGGAAGGGCUCCACCUCACACAGCCUGGAUACAACUUCUGAAGCCGCCACAACUCACAGAGGACGAAGCACCACCAAACAGACGGCACGACCUUUAAACUCCAGAACCCCGCUACCAUGGAACAAGGUAGCGGGGACCACUGCGAUGCCCACCAGAGUCGGGAGGAGAAAGGAUCAGGUGAUCAUCAACAGCCAACCGGCACUGCCAGAACCGACCACUUCCACCGAGAUAACCCUCGACAACAGCGACAAGAAAGCCUUAUGGGAGCCGAAACCGCCCCAGACGGUCGAAGUAACGGCUGUAACCCUGGACCGAGUGAAACCCCGGCAAAUGUAUCCAGCGAAAGAAUGGAGAGCCCUCCUGAAGAAACACGGUGUGCACCCGAUUGCCAUCUGGUUCCCGUGGAGGACCUCUGUGGAGAUACUAGUAAAGACCGAAGAACUGCCGAAACUAAAGGCGCUGGCAGCAGCUAUGAACCGAGACGCACAGACACUAGACCCGACCAGGAGAAAAGACGGCCAACCAGGACCCCUAUCGCAAGCCGCAGUUACCACAGCGAUCAACAUCAGAAUGGGAGACCUGAUGUUCGAGAGACACUGGACCGCGAGACACUACUUAGAACAGAUCAUCAGGAAACUGAUAGAUCAGCUGCCAGACGACCUGAACAAGACCAUGCUCUACCACAAAUUGAACUCCACGACUGCACCACCAACCACGGACACGGACAACCCCUUCCUACCAAACUAA